This is a messenger RNA of Suillus plorans, 1029 nucleotides long. RefSeq names its product mitochondrial protein. Gene Ontology annotation, cellular component: mitochondrion. The transcript has 4 exons. Bases 20 to 751 code for a protein of 243 amino acids. The record is from RefSeq and is a predicted model, not a curated record. NCBI's taxonomy places the organism in Eukaryota, Fungi, Basidiomycota, Agaricomycetes, Boletales, Suillaceae.
CACGCGGGUCCACAUAUCUAUGAGCACUACCACCACCCGCUUCGCCCACUCUCUUCGUGCAGGAACAUUCAGACCUGCUAAUCGCUCGGCUCCAUCAUACAACUCUACGCUCUUUUUUCGCAUUAAUGCAUCUGGUCCGUCGAAGUCCAGGUUCUCUCGCGCCGAGUCAUCCGCCUUUGCCCGAUCCUUCCAUGCAUCGCACGCUGUGCAUGACUUCCAUUUCGACACCCACCACUUCGUGCAGCGGCUCGAGCGCGAAGGUCUCAACCGUGCGCAAGCAGAAGGCAUAAUGGGUGCCAUGGCAGAGGUCAUCGAUGAGAGCAUCCGGAACAUGACAAGCAACAUGGUCACGAAAGCUCAACAGGAGAAGCAUCAAUACACCCAACAAGUCGAUUUCGCACAGCUGAAAUCCGAGCUGCAGCUUAUUGAGAAGAAUGACCUCGCUUCUUUGAAGUCUGAUAAUGACCGCUUGGUUGCGGAUAUGGAGAAGCUGAAGCAGCGACUGCGUGAGGAGAUCACGCGUACGCAGGCUGGCGUUCGACUGGAUCUUAAUUUGGAGAAGGGACGGAUGCGGGAUGAGAGCAGCGGGCAGGAGCUCAAGAUCAAGGAGGUGGAUGCGAGAAUCGAACAGGAGAUUGCGAACUUGAGGACGACGAUUCAGCAAUCGAAGGCAACGACGCUGCAGUAUCUUGUUGGAUUCGUGACUGGUUGUUCUGCGCUUCUAAUGGCAUACCUGAGAUUCAGAGUAUAGAGCUUUGCAUCAUGCAUCGAUGUCAUUCGUUACAUUUGAACUCGGAAGGCCCUUCGAUCGUAUCAUGAUCUAAUUUAUUAUCGCUCUUACAUAAUUGUACAACUCUGAGUAGAUACUACGUCAUAUAUAGAUUCACAUUAACAGGCGCCAAAGACAUACAUCAGUGAAUUCAGGAGUCCUUGAUAUUGUAGUCGUGUGAGUUAUAGAAGGAUAUAAUUAUGCUUCAACUAAAUAUGUCAAUUUAUACUACAAGAUAUUUGAGUCGUCAAUACAUAGGC